GUCAGCGGAAACUGGAAUAGGUUCGAUUUGGACUUGACCACUGACAAGCUGCUAUGAUGAAGCUGGUUCUAUCUGGUCACCUUUUUCUGCUCAUCCUGCUUUGUGUUAACAUAUCAGGUGUGUUUGGGAACAGAAUCAUUGGGGGUGCUGUGGUGAAGCCUAACACCAUCAAGUACCAGGCAUCCCUGUUGUACAGAGACUCCCACUUCUGUGGAGGCACCCUGAUCCACCCACAGUGGGUGGUGUCUGCUGCCCACUGCUGGAGGCCGAAUCAUAUGAUAAAAGUGGUCCUGGGUCAGCACAGUCUUGUUGAAGUUGACGGAUUUGAGCAGAUAUUCAACGUCUCCUUGAUUAUCAGACACUAUAAGUAUAGCUACUGGAUGCUCGACAAUGACAUAAUGCUACUUAAGCAGCUGGACCGUCCAGCUAACAUCAAUACUAUGGUGGAGCCAGUCUCCUUGCCAGAAAAGGACUCCCCCCCUUUGCAAAACCUUGCCCAGUGUACGGUCAGCGGCUGGGGGGUGACCUGGGUUUAUGGCCAAAGCCUGUCCUCUGAACUGAUGUCAGUAAAUGUGGAUUACUUCUCCGACUGCUGGAACUUCUACUACUUCAGGGUCACAGACAACAUGAUCUGUGCCGGCUCUGUUAAUGGAGGGAGAGAUUCCUGUCAGGGUGACUCGGGAGGACCACUUGUUUGUAAUGGCAAAUUUGAAGGCAUUGUGUCCUGGGGCAUCGGCUGUGCCUACGCUUUCUACCCCGGGGUCUACACCAAAGUCCGAAACUACAUCUCAUGGAUCGACUGGGUCAUCCAGAACAGUUAAUGAGGAGGAAGCUCACAGAAGAAAUACUGCUGCGAUAAAUUUGAAACAAAGGACUCUGUUACGAAAGACUUAAAGUUAUGACCACGUCUGGAGCCGAUUAUGUUUUGUAAGUUGUUUUCCUUCCGUGUUCUUCUGGUGAAGGCGGUUUCAGUGACUAACAGACUACAGGAAGACUUAACCACACCCAAAUCAAGAGCAGACUAGUCACAGAGCUUUUCACUGACAGGCAGAUGUCUCCCUGGAAAAUUUCUAUGACUGUGACCAGAAAACGCUGGAAUUUUCUAAAUACUAGCUGAGCUUUGUGAGACAAAGCAGCUCAGUGCUCUGUAGUGUUUUGUUGUCUCUUUCAAGUUUCUAAUAAACUUUUUCAUCUCCUCAGAAAAAAACCCUUCCUAUAUCUCUUCCACAACAACCCAAAGACAGACAGCUGAUACAGCUGUAUUAUCAUCUGAUGAGUUAUUCUAAUGGCACUUUGUAUUUUGUGGUUUUUCUAUAAUGUUUUUCAUGAUCGCAUGUGCCAUAAAAAAACAUGUAAUGGAUUCUGCAACUGGAGUUCAUUUAUCCUUUGAAGCCCAACUUUCUGUAAUGACAUUGAGAUGAAAAAAGUUGUACUUAGAAAUAAAGAUAC
Molecule: messenger RNA, 1449 nt
Organism: Menidia menidia (Atlantic silverside)
Lineage: Eukaryota; Metazoa; Chordata; Actinopteri; Atheriniformes; Atherinopsidae
Source: the annotation of a GenBank genome assembly